CGCACGUGUCCGCCGCCGCCGCGAUGCUUCCUCUGCUGCGCCGCGUGCCCCGCGCGCUGGGCUCCGCCGUCGCCGGGCUCCGCGCCGCGCCCGUCCCGCCAACCCGGCCGCUGCUGCAGCCCGCGCCCCGGCCGUGCGUGCGGCCUUUCGGGCUGUUCCGAGUGCGCGCCGGCCUCCUGGUCCCCCGCGGGCCCUGCAGCUGCGGCUGCGGCGCGCUGCACACCCAGGGAGACAAAGCUUUCGUCGAGUUCCUGAACGACGAGAUUAAGGAGGAGAAGAAGAUACAGAAGCAUGGGUCCCUCCCCAAGAUGUCUGGGGGCUGGGAGCUGGAAGUGAACGGGACAGAAGCCACGUUAGUGCGGAAAGUGGCUGGAGAAAAGAUCACGGUGACGUUCAACAUUAACAACAGCAUCCCGCCGACAUUUGCUGGGGAGGAGGAGCCCUCCCAGGGGCAGAAGGCGGAAGAACAGGAGCCCGAACUGACGUCCACUCCCAAUUUCGUGGUGGAGGUUAUAAAGAACGGCGGCAAGAAGGCCCUGGUUCUGGACUGUCACUAUCCGGAAGACGAGGUGGGGCAGGAAGAGGAGGACGAGAGUGACAUCUUCGCCAUCAGAGAAGUGAGCUUUCAGUCGGUUGGCGAGUCUGAGUGGAAGGACACGAACUACACGCUCAACACGGACUCCCUGGACUGGCGAGUGGCGUUUCUGUCUCCAGGCCUUAUACGACCACCUGAUGGACUUCCUGGCCGACCGGGGGGUGGACAACACUUUCGCCGAUGAGCUGGUGGAGCUCAGCACGGCCCUGGAGCACCGGGAGUACAUCACUUUUCUCGAAGACCUGAAGGGGUUCGUCAAGAGCCAGUAGGCCAGACCAGAGCAGACGUUGAACGCCUUGCGUUUACGGCAGGCUUUGGCCAGGGGACAAGCCCACUCUGGAGCUAGACACGCGUGCUUGGAGACGGUUUUCGUGCUAGUAUCAUGGAAAAUAAUUCAGAUUUAAAUUAUUUCUGUUGCCCUCUUAUUUACUGUUCGUUGACUCCUCCUCUAGGCUCUGUCGCUCCUGGAAUUUUGUAUAACACAAUGACGGACAAUAAAAUUGUUUUCGCUCCCCUGA
Lynx canadensis (Canada lynx) is the source of this 1113-nucleotide messenger RNA. It is a transcript of the gene C1QBP, whose product is annotated as complement C1q binding protein. Bases 24 to 779 code for a protein of 251 amino acids. NCBI's taxonomy places the organism in Eukaryota, Metazoa, Chordata, Mammalia, Carnivora, Felidae. The record is from RefSeq and is a predicted model, not a curated record. Gene Ontology annotation, biological process: cytosolic ribosome assembly. Gene Ontology annotation, cellular component: mitochondrial matrix. The transcript is spliced from 6 exons.